CCAAAUUAGUCCACAAUCAAACCGCUGCUUCUCCGUCGUGCUUCGUCGCUAAGCCUCCGGCCGCGUUCUCCACACCCACACCCGAACAAAUCCGUGGGGACUGCGAUCCCCAAACCAGUCGCAACUCUCGGACCAGAAGACACCGGCCGGCCGGCGGACGGACGGAGGAACCCAUGGAGGAGGCCUGCGAGAUCGCGCGCCUGCCGGAGGAGCUCCUGUCGGCGGCGCUGGCCCGCACGACCCCGCGCGACGCCUGCCGCGCAGCCGCCGUCUCCCCGGCCUUCCGCGCCGCGGCCGACUCCGACGACGUCUGGGCCGGCUUCCUGCCCCCCGGCGGCCUCCCGCCGCUCGCCGACGGGGAGCCGCCGGCCCCCGCCCUGCCCUCGUCCAAGAAGGAGCUCUUCCUCCGCCUCUCCGCCGGCCCCGCCCUCCUCCAGGACAAGCUCGUGAGCGUGUGGCUGGACAGGGAGACCGGCGCCAAGUGCUACAUGCUGUCCGCCAGGAACCUGUUCAUCGUGUGGGGGAACACGCCGGAGUACUGGACCUGGAUCCCACUCGAGGACUCUAGGUUCUCCGAAGGUGCUGAACUCGUGAAUGUUUGCUGGUUCGAGAUCCAUGGGAAGAUACAUGGCAAGAUGCUCUCCCAAGGCACAACCUAUGCAGCCUACAUGGUCUUCAAGAUGGACGAAAAUUCCUAUGGGCUGAAUUUUCCUGUCCAGGAGGCAUCGGUCAGUUCCGGAGCAACCAACUUGACCCGCAAGGUUUGCCUACAAGCUGACGACGGGGACGAGGACGAGUACGAGUACGUGGAGGAGGAGGAUGAGGAGGACGAUGAGGAGGAGGAGGAGGAUGAGGAUGAGGACGACGACGACGAGUACUAUCGGGCGCUGACGGACCGGCGCGUAGUAUCUCACAAAGAGAAUGUCACGUUCCCUCAGAAAAGAGCCGACGGGUGGCUGGAGCUGGAGCUGGGCGAGUUCUUGGACGAGGGGGGCGACGACGGCGAGGUGUCCAUCAGCCUGACGGAGACCAAAAGUGGGAGGUGGAAGAGCGGCCUCAUCGUGCAGGGCAUCGAGAUCAGACAUAAGAAAUCAGGCUGAGCGAGGCGCUCCCAGGAUUCAUUCAACCCGCCCGGGUCAAAAGUAAAUGAAUAACGAAAAGCAUGUCUUCUGUAAUGUGUGUGUUUUUGAACACUUAUCCUUUUGCUGCAAAUUCUGCGCGCAACUUCUUGUACAGACUAUGCUGCGCAGAUGAGUUAUGAGUGACAGACAUUUGGUUUGGAAAGUGUAACUGGAGGCAGUGGCUGCCGUUGUAGGCCUUUGGUUUAGCAGCUUUGCAGCAUCUGGUUAUGUGA
Messenger RNA from Aegilops tauschii subsp. strangulata, 1354 nucleotides. Its product is annotated as putative F-box protein PP2-B12. Gene Ontology annotation, molecular function: protein binding. The record is from RefSeq and is a predicted model, not a curated record. Lineage: Eukaryota; Viridiplantae; Streptophyta; Magnoliopsida; Poales; Poaceae.